AUGGAGAUUAUGCUUAUGAAUGGCAAGUUUUACGCGAAAUAUGGCAAGAUCGAGAAGAAAAAGAUAUUGGACGCAAUUUUCUACAAGAUUCAUGACACGUUUCCCACGGGUGCAUGGAAAUACAACGAAGCAGAACCAUCUCAUGUUGAUGCACAAAGCAUUCGAGAGCUAUUUGUGACAGAGAAGAGAGAUGAAACAAAUCCUGUUGUCGUGUACUUAACAAACGACGAAGAGACGGCAAUGUGUGGCUUUAUCACGGAUCAGCUUCUUUUUGAAAACGAACAUUAUAUAACGUCCGAAAUGACAUGGUACUUCGAAUCAACAAAGAGUAUGACAAAUGUAUAUCAAGGAACACGUGUUAGUAUCACGUUAAUUGUAAAAGAAUUCAUACCUUUAAUGCAACAUGCAAUCGAUUUGUGUUUCACUGGGUUUUCAAUUCAGAACCCGUCGAAAAUGUACAUUGGUGCGUGGUAUAUCAAUCCUGCAAUCGACACUGCAAUAAAUAUUGUCGACACAAAUCGAACAGUUUUGUUUGGUAACAGAGUCCUUAAUGAAACAAUCGAAAGGAAUGAUUUGAUUCAGCUCACGGAAAACACGUGGCUUUCCCAGGUAGAAACGACGCUCCUUAAAAAAAGAUGA
Messenger RNA from Entamoeba invadens IP1, 639 nucleotides. RefSeq lists its product as hypothetical. The record is from RefSeq and is a predicted model, not a curated record. The transcript has a single exon. Lineage: Eukaryota; Evosea; Mastigamoebida; Endamoebidae. The coding region runs from base 1 to 639 and encodes 212 amino acids.